Messenger RNA from Tripterygium wilfordii, 1483 nucleotides. RefSeq names its product sedoheptulose-1,7-bisphosphatase, chloroplastic. Gene Ontology annotation, cellular component: cytoplasm. The record is from RefSeq and is a predicted model, not a curated record. The transcript has 8 exons. Gene Ontology annotation, molecular function: fructose 1,6-bisphosphate 1-phosphatase activity. Bases 136 to 1317 code for a protein of 393 amino acids. Gene Ontology annotation, biological process: fructose metabolic process; gluconeogenesis; sucrose biosynthetic process. Lineage: Eukaryota; Viridiplantae; Streptophyta; Magnoliopsida; Celastrales; Celastraceae.
AACCACUACCCUCCACGUGGCAUUACAUGGUUAACUGCUUAUCUGCUCUCAAACACCACCUCCAUACCCAGAAGAAGAAGAAGAAAACAGCACUUGCUGCACUGACUUUGGUUUUCUGUAGCCAAAAUUACAAGCAUGGAGGCCAGCAUCGCUUGUUGUGCUCGUGGGGCUCUUCUUCCCACCGUUUCUUCUCAGCAUUCAAAAGCACUAAUCUCUACGCCAAACAUCUCUGCCUCCUUCACCUCCUCCAGGAGUUUGAAAUCAAGCUCACUUAUGGGAGAACAAUUGAGAGUGGUAUCAAAGUCAUCCCUCAAAGUUUCAAAGACAAAGAACUACUCUCUUGUAACCAAAUGUGAAAUUGGUGAUAGUCUGGAAGAGUUUCUUUCAAAAUCGACAUCGGAUAAGGGACUGAUUAGGGUGAUGAUGUGCAUGGGAGAAGCUCUGAGGACCAUUGCAUUCAAGGUCAGGACAGCUUCCUGUGGUGGAACAGCUUGUGCCAAUUCCUUUGGAGAUGAACAACUUGCUGUUGACAUGCUUGCAGACAAGCUUCUCUUUGAGGCCUUGACUUACUCACACUUCUGCAAAUAUGCUUGCUCCGAAGAAGUACCGGAACUCCAAGACAUGGGAGGACCAGCAGAAGGUGGAUUCAGUGUUGCUUUUGAUCCACUCGAUGGAUCCAGUAUCGUCGACACAAACUUCACAGUUGGCACCAUAUUUGGGGUGUGGCCUGGAGACAAGUUGACUGGGAUAACUGGAAGAGAUCAAGUUGCUGCUGCCAUGGGGAUUUAUGGUCCUCGCACUACUUAUGUUCUUGCUCUUAAGGAUGUUCCCGGCACCCAUGAGUUCCUUCUCCUCGACGAAGGAAAAUGGCAACAUGUUAAGGACACAACAGAGAUUGGUGAAGGAAAAAUGUUCUCCCCAGGAAAUCUCCGAGCCACCUUUGACAAUCCUGACUAUGACAAGCUGAUAAACUAUUAUGUAAAAGAGAAAUACACAUUGAGAUACACUGGAGGAAUGGUACCAGAUGUCAACCAGAUCAUUGUAAAAGAGAAAGGUGUUUUCACAAAUGUGAUUUCACCAACCACAAAAGCCAAGCUGAGACUUUUAUUCGAGGUGGCUCCGCUGGGAUUUUUGAUUGAGAAAGCUGGAGGUUACAGUAGCGAUGGACAUCAGUCGGUACUAGACAAGGUUAUCAACAAUCUUGAUGACAGAACUCAAGUUGCGUAUGGAUCGAAGAAUGAGAUCAUCCGGUUUGAAGAAACUCUAUAUGGAUCGUCCAGGCUCAAAGCUGGAGAGCCAGUUGGUGCUGCUGUUUAAACAAUAAUGUUCGCUCUCCAUGUCUUGUUUUUGUUUCUUUCGGUCGAGUUAAGCUGUCUUGUAUACAGGAAUGUAUGAUAUAGCGUUUCACGUAAAAUGCUCCACUCUCAUGCUCUCAACCUUAAUUUUGUGCCGAGAUAAAAGUUUCUGCCAGUCUUGGCAUAUA